This is a messenger RNA of Rhizophagus irregularis DAOM 181602=DAOM 197198, 813 nucleotides long. RefSeq lists its product as uncharacterized. Gene Ontology annotation, molecular function: thyroxine 5'-deiodinase activity; protein tag activity; ubiquitin protein ligase binding. Gene Ontology annotation, cellular component: cytoplasm; nucleus. Lineage: Eukaryota; Fungi; Glomeromycota; Glomeromycetes; Glomerales; Glomeraceae. The record is from RefSeq and is a predicted model, not a curated record. Gene Ontology annotation, biological process: modification-dependent protein catabolic process; protein ubiquitination.
AGAUGAGGCAGUACAAUUAUUACGACGUGCACCACAACUUUAUCCAGAUGAUCCUGAAUUUAAUAAAACUCAAGUAUAUGUUCGCAACAAUAUUGCUAAUAUUGGAAAUCUCACUGAAGGAAUGAUGGCACCUGAUUGCUCAUUAGUUCCAUUAAAAUCUUUUACAUUUAAUGAUGAUACCAAAUCACCAACAAUAAUUUCAUUACGUUCACUUUGUCAACCGGGACGACCAAUUGUUCUUCUUGGUGGAUCAUAUACUUGUCCUUUAUUCCGAUAUAUAUCACAUGUACUCAAUGAUAUAUAUAAUCGAUAUAACACACAAAUAGAUUUUUACAUGAUCCAGAUUCGAGAAGCACAUGCAUCUGAUGUUUGGCCUAUUGGUAACGUUGUAUCUGUUAAGGAACAUCGCACAUUGACUGAUCGGUUAUCCGCUGCACACGAAAUGGUCAAAGAAACCAAAUUAGAAAUACCAGUAUUGUCAGAUACAAUGGAUGAUACUUUUUUGAAAUUGUACGCACCGUGGCCAUUCAGAUUUUUUGUCAUUGUAGAUGGAAUUUUGAAACUUGUUGGGAUGCCAAAAGAGGCACGUUAUGAUACGACAGAUCUAGUUGAAUGCUUGGAUAAUCUCAUUAAAUGAUAGAAAAGAUUAAAGAUAAUAAAAUGAUUUAUUAGUUAUUAUGUGUAUAUUAUUAUUGCUAUCAAUUAAAGUUUAUGGUUUAGUAAUUUAUGAUAAUUACAAGAUUUGUUAUAGUUAGUAUGAUAAUAUUUUAAAUAAAGUUUUUUUUUAUGCCAUUCGUAACAUUAUGUCUAUAU